Molecule: messenger RNA, 1044 nt
Organism: Camellia sinensis
Lineage: Eukaryota; Viridiplantae; Streptophyta; Magnoliopsida; Ericales; Theaceae
Source: RefSeq, a predicted model, not a curated record
AUGAGGGAAGUGAUCUCUAUUCAGCUUACCGUAAAGAAGAGGAAGAACGAGGUGCAGGACAUCAUGACCUUUUUGAGCAAAGACUUGGAAAGAAUUCAAACCCCUCACAAUGACACUCUGGUAGUGACACUUCGCGUCAAGGACUAUGACAUCAAGAGAAUACUGAUUGACCGGGGGAGUUCGGUCAAGAUCAUGUACUAUGACGCAUUCAAACAGAUGAAGUUGGAGGACAAGGACUUGGCCCCAGCAACAUCUCCUUUGGUCGGCUUAAACUCUCAACCGAAAUGGACAAUCGGGAAGAUCAUAUUGCUAGUCAAGGCUAGGUCGGUCACGAAGCAGGUUGAGUUUUGGGUACUGAAAGUCCCAUCCACAUACAACUUGAUACUGGGGAGGGGUUGGUUACACGCCAUGCAAGCGGUGGCUUCCACUUAUCACCAAGCCAUGCGCUUCCCUGGCCUAGCCAGGCAAAUAAAAGAAGUCUGGAGAGACCAAGUCAUGUUAAAACAAUGCUUUAUUGCGGUCAACAGCAGCCGGGCAGCGAAAGGUUUCGUACAGAUGAUAGAAGGACCAGAAGGCAAGGAGGUUCUGGAAGAUGUGGGAAGAAAAAUCGAAGAAAAUUCAAUUGAAGACUUGGUGGAGGACAACUUUCUAAGGAUUGACCAGCUGGUGGAUCUUACCACUGGUCACCGCAGAUUCAGCUUCCUUGAUGCAUAUCGCGGUUACUACCAAAUCGCCAUGUACGAGCCGGAAAGAGAGAUCACAUUCUUCACCACGCCGAGAGGCUUGUAUUGUUACAAGAUUAUGCCAUUUGGUCUUAAGAAUGCUAGUGCGACUUUCCAAAGGAUGGUGACCAAAAUGCUUGCUUCUCUUCUCAGCCGCACUAUGGAUGCCUAUAUUGACGACAUGGUGGUGAAGAGCAAAGAUGAGUCCCAACACCUCCCUAACCUAGUAGAAAUGUUUGUAAUCCUUAAGCGCCAUAAAUUGCACUUGAACGUUUCUAAGUGCGCUUUCGGUGUGGGUAUAGGAAAGUUUUUAGGCUUCUAA